Molecule: messenger RNA, 1185 nt
Organism: Aspergillus sclerotioniger CBS 115572
Lineage: Eukaryota; Fungi; Ascomycota; Eurotiomycetes; Eurotiales; Aspergillaceae
Product: type 1 glutamine amidotransferase domain-containing protein
Exons: 3
Coding region: 261-959 (232 amino acids)
Molecular function (GO): glyoxalase III activity
Source: RefSeq, a predicted model, not a curated record
CUCAAAAGAAGACGGUGUUCAUCACAUUUGUCAUCGACUGCGUCAUGGAAUCUUCGGUGGAAGUCUCCUGCCGAGCAGCAGCAUCGAUCAUGGUUUGACAAAUUGAUUCGUAUUGUGGCGUUGCCAUCCCCUCCCUAUAAAGUCUGGAUCAUGGCAGGGGAAACAUGAAUUGUUGUGCUCAACAUCAUCUACUGUACUCAACUUCAUCCACUACUCUUACGAAAGUCCUUCAUAUCCCUUCUACUCGGAACCCUUAAGUCAUGGCUCCUAAGAUUCUAUUCGUCCUGACCAGCUGCGGCGAGAUGAGCAAUGGGAAACCCACUGGGUGGUAUUUGCCUGAGUUUGCUCGGCCCUACUACCACCUGGUAGGUGACGAUGAGGCCAACCCUCAGGCCGAAAUCAUCGUGGCGUCUCCUGCCGGUGGCAUGGCGCCGAUCGAUGAAGGAUCGGUCAAGAACUUCCAAAACGACCCCAUCUCAGUCAAGUUCUUUGAAUCCCAGAAGAAGCUUUGGGAGACCACGAAGCCCUUGAAGGAUUUCCUAGGCAAGGCAUCCGAAUUCGACGCCAUCUUUUAUCCAGGCGGCCACGGACCCAUGUUCGACCUAGUCAAGGACAAGACCUCUCUUCAGUUAAUUGAAGAGUUUUACAAGGCCGGCAAGACUGUUGCGGCUGUCUGUCAUGGGCCUAUUGUGUUUGUUAAUGCCACGGUGGACGGCAAGCCGCUUCUUGAAGGCCGUAGGGCAACCGGGUUCAGUAACGCAGAGGAAGAUGCUGUUGGUCUUACUGGGGCUAUGCCGGUCUUGCUCGAGGAUGAGGUCAAGCGAGUCGGGGGUAACUAUGUCAAGGCCGAGCAGCUCUGGAAGGAGAUGGUUGUUGUGGAUGGCCAGAUUAUUACUGGUCAGAACCCUGCUUCUGCUCAAGGUGUCGGUGUUGCGUUGGCCACUGCCGUCGGCUUAUAAUGAGUGCAGUUGAGGGUGGCUGUUUAUAUGGAGCAUUUUCAAGACUGCUUAGAGAUUCUACGCAGCACAGUGGAAUAGUCUUCACGAUGAUAGAAAUUCUUGGGGUGGUCUUAGUUCAACUUUGCUAGAUAUUCUUGAUGCCAAUCAAACCUACAAUACCAUUAAACCACAAGUGGCAUCAGCACCCACCCAGUCUUUCCUCACUAGCCAUAUCACAAUUACUCUG